This is a messenger RNA of Puntigrus tetrazona (Sumatra barb), 1179 nucleotides long. Its product is annotated as keratin, type I cytoskeletal 19. Bases 1 to 1179 code for a protein of 392 amino acids. The record is from RefSeq and is a predicted model, not a curated record. Gene Ontology annotation, molecular function: structural molecule activity. The transcript is spliced from 6 exons. NCBI's taxonomy places the organism in Eukaryota, Metazoa, Chordata, Actinopteri, Cypriniformes, Cyprinidae.
AUGAUUUCAAACUCCGUAAUCAGUCCUAGCCGUUGUGGUACAGUUGCACCUAAAGCUUACAGUGUCUAUGGUGGUUUUGGAGAAAAGACCCGUAUCUCUACCUGCUCUUUCCGUUCAAAUACUUGCUCUCCUUGUCCACCUUACAAAACUGACGGAGGAUACGGAUGUCAUAUUGGAAAAAGUGGAAGAUUUAGCGCAAGUAUCAUGACUGGAGGAUGUUAUGACUACCUCCAGAAGAGCGAGAAGGCCACCAUGCAAGACUUGAAUGACCGUCUGGCAUCAUACCUUGAUAAGGUGCACUUUCUGGAGGCUGCCAAUGCUUGUCUGGAGAAGCAGAUCCGGGAGUACUAUGAAAAGAAGGGGCUGAUCUGCCAGAGGGACUACAGCUGCUAUUUCAAGACCAUCGAUUGCCUUCAGGAAAAGAUUAAAGACGCUACCGUUAGCAAUGGCAAAAUCCUUCUGCAGAUCGACAACGCUAAACUAGCUGCUGAGGACUUCAAGAUAAAAUAUGAGAAUGAGGCAAUGAUACGGCAGUGUGUAAAAGCUGAUGUCGAUAACCUGCGUUGCAUACUCGAGAAGACGUGCCUGGCGAAAGCGGACCUGGAGACCCAGAUCUGUGCUGUACAGGAGGAGCUGUUGUAUCUGAAGAAAACUCACCAGGAAGAUGUGGCAGCACUACUGUGUCAGCUGACAGACACAAAAGUGUGUGUGGAAGUGGACGCUGCUCCUCAGCAAGACCUGAAAAAGGUUUUGAGCGACAUUCGAUGUCACUACGAGACCAUCAUAGACAAACACUGCAGAGAACAGGAGUGCUGGUUCAAAGAGAAGAUGGCAGGUCUGUGUAAAGAUGCUGCCACCGACACAGAGUGCCUAGAAACCUCCCUAGCCCAAAUCUCAGAUUUGCGACGGACUUCGCAGAAUCUGGAGAUAGAGCUACAGUCUCAAAUCAGCCGGAAAGGAGCGCUGGAGUGCUCACUGUUGGAAACAGAAGCUAGGUACAGCGCGAUGUUAGCGGGUUUCCAGAAACACAUCGACGCAUACGAGGCAGAGCUUUGUCAGGUGCGCAGCGGCAUUGAGCAGCAGGGCAGAGACUAUGCUGCGCUCCUGGACAUCAAGAGCCGUCUGGAGCAGGAGAUCGCCACCUACAGGUGUCUCCUGGAAAAGCAGGACAUUAAGUAA